AUGAGGGCCAUGUUCAGACACACGAGGCUGCUCCAGCCACUCGGGAUUCGAGCCCCGACGCCUCUGCGGCCCCAGUUGCGGUGCUUCACCUCCAACAUCGCACAUGAUGUAUCUGGUGCCGAGAUCUCGGCUCUGGCCAACCUGCCCCAGCAUCCUCUGAGCUUGGCCGAUCUCGUAAGGCAAGGUAGACCGCCGUUAUCCGAACGAUCGCUUCUCGCGUCGGCCAACUUCACCCUCUCUCUUAUUCCGAUUCGCCUUGCACAUCGCCUGCAGGCCCUCCAGAACCUCCCGUACAUUGUUGUAUCUAACCCCAACAUUUCUCAAAUCUACAACAACUACCUACACUCUCUAUCCAUCCUCCUCCCCUACUGGCAAGCUGCCUCCAAAGGCCGAGCCAUCACAACACUCGACAACGAAAUCAAAUUCACAAAUGCUCUCGCCGAGCUGGUCGCUACCCAUACCGACACCAUUCCGGUUCUUGCUAAAGGCUUCCUCGAGUGUCGCAAAUACAUCUCCCCAGAGGAGGUUACACGCUUCCUAGACGAGCACCUCCGCGCCCGCAUUGGCACUCGCCUCAUCUCGGAGCAGCACAUUGCCUUGCACUUCAGCAGCCAGCCUCAUUUCGACCCCGGCGCGAGUCCCACGCCAUGCCCCGAGCACCCGACGUACAUUGGCGUUAUCGAUACCGCCCUGAAGCCUGCCUUGAUAGUUGAAUCGUGUGCGGGCUUUGUGGCUGACAUCUGCGAGCUCAGAUACGGCAUACGGCCAAAGCUAAUUAUCAAUGGCGAGCCAGAAACGACCUUUGCUUUUUUGCCAAUGCAUCUAGAGUACAUAAUCACAGAGCUCCUCAAAAACGCCUUCCGAGCAUCCAUAGAAAGCAAAUCGAACGAGCCCAUUGAGGUCACCAUCGCCCCCGAGCCACCGCUGAAGCUUCAACCUGGUGGUGCUCCCGAGAUCAAGACUCCGUCUGAGGACUUGGGAGUCUUUAAGAGCGACGCAAUCAAGCCCCUGGAUGACAAUGCCCCAGGUGUGACGAUCCGCAUCCGGGACCGAGGCGGCGGCAUUCCUCCAGACGUCCUCCCCAACAUCUGGUCCUACUCGUUCACCACCUUUUCCGAGGACGACGAUGUCCCUGGUUCUACCGGGAACGACGGGCUCGGUGCGAUUGCAACGGCUAGCACCGGGGGAAGCUCGAUUGCCGGUCUGGGAUAUGGUCUGCCGCUGAGCAGGGCAUAUGCCGAGUACUUUGGUGGCGGCAUCGCCGUCCAGAGUUUAUACGGCUGGGGAACAGACGUCUACCUCCGCCUAAAGGGAGUUGGGAAAGUCGACAAGAAGUGA
Trichoderma breve is the source of this 1338-nucleotide messenger RNA. RefSeq names its product mitochondrial branched-chain alpha-ketoacid dehydrogenase kinase domain-containing protein. The record is from RefSeq and is a predicted model, not a curated record. The transcript is spliced from 2 exons. Gene Ontology annotation, biological process: protein phosphorylation; regulation of glucose metabolic process. Bases 1 to 1338 code for a protein of 445 amino acids. Lineage: Eukaryota; Fungi; Ascomycota; Sordariomycetes; Hypocreales; Hypocreaceae. Gene Ontology annotation, cellular component: mitochondrion. Gene Ontology annotation, molecular function: pyruvate dehydrogenase (acetyl-transferring) kinase activity.